This is a messenger RNA of Paracoccidioides brasiliensis Pb18, 924 nucleotides long. RefSeq lists its product as uncharacterized. Bases 1 to 924 code for a protein of 307 amino acids. The transcript has 5 exons. Gene Ontology annotation, cellular component: mitochondrial matrix. The record is from RefSeq and is a predicted model, not a curated record. Gene Ontology annotation, biological process: cytosolic ribosome assembly.
AUGUUCACCCUCCGUGUCUUCACCCGUGUUGUUCCGCGCACCCUAUGCAGCAGACCCCUUACCGUAGCUGCCAGAUCCACAAGAACCAGCCCCAAGCUCUCCAUCCUUCAGCCAUGGAUCCUCCGUGUUCCCCGACCUUCCUACCCAGCUGCUACGUUCUCUACUACCACUCCAAGAUGGGAACCUGCAGGGCAAACUGAUGUGGAACUUGCGGCUAAGCUGCAGGAGGAGAUCAAGUAUGAAGCGAGUAAUUCAAACGUUGAGACGCCGCCGGAUUCUAUUCAGUAUUUCCUUGAGAAUAGUCCCUUUGAGCUUUCCCACAAAGAAGGUGAAGAUGAGGUCGUUCUCACAAGAACGUUCGGAGAUGAAAAAAUCCGCGUUGCCUUCACCAUCUCCGAUAUCCAAGACUUAAGCGAGAGCGACCCCACCAUCACCGGCGAAUCCGAAGAACUCGAUACUCGCAUCGACCAAUUCCAACCCCGUGAGUCGCAAGUCCCCGUCGCCCAUGAAGAGAAAGUCUCCUCCGCCGACGAAGAAGAAGCCGACCUCGCCGAUGAAGAAGAGCAAGUCUCCAGCUAUCCCGCCCGCGUCAGCGUCACCAUCGAAAAGAAGGGCAAGGGCGCCGUUCAGAUCGAAACCCUCGCCCAGGACGGCUACAUCCACAUUCAGAACGUGUCCUACUUCGCCAAGGCCGAUUUGGCGAAUGCAGCCAGCGCUGAAAAGGAGUGGACGCGCCAGAGCCUGUAUAGCGGGCCGCCAUUUGGGAAUCUGGAUGAGGAUCUGCAGACGCUUAUGGAGCAGUAUCUGGAGGAGAGAGGGGUUGAUGCGGCGCUUGCGCAGUUUGUGCCCGAUUAUAUUGAGUUUAAGGAGCAGCAGGAGUAUAUUCGGUGGUUGAAAAACCUGAAGAGUUUCAUCCAGGCAUAG